This is a messenger RNA of Drepanopeziza brunnea f. sp. 'multigermtubi' MB_m1, 156 nucleotides long. Lineage: Eukaryota; Fungi; Ascomycota; Leotiomycetes; Helotiales; Drepanopezizaceae. The record is from RefSeq and is a predicted model, not a curated record.
AUGCAUUACAGCUUUAUUAAAAUAAUAGCUACCGACUCUUACUUACUUUACGAGUGUUUAAUAAAGCUCGGCACAACUAAGGAAAAGAGGCUUAUAAUCGAUGUAAUAGCCUUACGACAAUCUUACGAGCGCAAAGAGAUCGCCGAGAUACGUUAG